This is a messenger RNA of Prunus armeniaca (apricot), 2958 nucleotides long. The record is from the annotation of a GenBank genome assembly. Lineage: Eukaryota; Viridiplantae; Streptophyta; Magnoliopsida; Rosales; Rosaceae.
AUGGCCACCCAAGUCCUACUUCCUUCCCUCCAGUUUUUGCUAGCGGCUUUCAAGUUGACCAUUUUCCUCUCUUUGCUUUUCCCGCCUUGUAUGCCUCUCAAGUUUGAAACUGAGGCCCUCCUUGAUUUCAAAGGGCUGCUCAAAGACCCUUUGAGCUUUCUUGAUUCCUGGAAUGAGACAGCGGAGUCGCCUUGCGGUUUCUUUGGAGUUACUUGCGAAUCGGGGAGAGUCAAUGGAAUUUCUCUUGACAACAAGAACCUCUCUGGUGAGAUUUCACCCUCCGUUGGUGUGCUGGACAGCCUCACCACGCUUUCGCUGCCUUUGAACAACAUUACAGGAAGGCUUCCGGCGCAACUCACUCGUUGUGGCAACCUUAGAGUAUUAAAUCUCACCGGCAAUAAAAUGAUGGGAAGAAUCCCAGAUCUUUCUGCACUUGCAAACUUGAAAAUUCUUGAUCUUUCAGCAAACUCCUUCUCCGCGACGUUUCCAUCUUGGGUGGCGAAUCUGACAGGGUUGGUUUCUCUGGGCCUUGGGGAAAAUGACUUUGAUGAAGGUGAGAUUCCUGAGGGGCUUGGAAACUUGAAGAACUUGACUUGGCUGUAUCUGGUGGCUUCCCAGUUGAGAGGAGAGAUUCCGGAAUCUGUUUAUGAAAUGAAGGCAUUGCGGACGUUGGGUAUGUCAAAAAACAAGCUCUCUGGGAAGCUCUCUAAGUCAAUUUCCAAGCUACAAAAUCUACAUAAGAUUGAACUUUUUAAUAAUAAUUUGACUGGAGAAAUCCCACCGGAGCUUGCUAAUCUCGCCCUUCUGCGCGAAUUCGAUAUCUCUUCAAACAAAUUUUAUGGGAAACUGCCUUCGGUGAUAGGAAAUCUGAAGAAUUUAGUGGUUUUUCAGUUAUACGGAAACAAUUUCUCUGGGGAAUUUCCAGCUGGGUUUGGAGAUAUGGAACACCUUUCUGCAGUCUCAAUUUAUGGAAACAGAUUUUCUGGGGAAUUUCCCACAAAUUUUGGCAGAUUCUCACCUUUGGCAAGCAUUGACAUAUCCGAAAAUCUGUUUUCAGGUGGUUUCCCAAAGUUUCUUUGUGAACAAGGCAAGUUACAAUUUUUGCUUGCUUUGGACAACAAUUUUUCUGGGGAGCUGCCAGAUUCUUAUGCUCACUGUAAAUCUCUAGAGAGAUUCAGAGUCAAUCAGAAUCGUUUGUCUGGGAAAAUUCCAACUGAGGUUUGGUCACUUCCGAACGCGAAAAUUAUCGAUUUUAGUGAUAACGACUUUAGCGGAGGGGUAUCCCCCAGCAUUGGGUUUUCAACCAGCUUGAAUCAGUUGAUAUUGCAGAACAAUAGAUUCUCAGGUAAUCUUCCACUGGAACUUGGGAAGCUGUCUACCUUGGAGAGGCUCUAUUUGAGUAAUAACAACUUCUCUGGUGACAUACCUUCUGAAAUUGGUGCGCUAAAGCAGCUGUCAUCAUUGCAUCUUGAACAAAAUUCUUUGACAGGACCAAUACCAUCAGAACUGGGAAAUUGUGUUAGGUUGGUGGACAUGAAUCUUGCUUGGAAUUCUUUAACUGGUAAUAUCCCCAGUACAUUUUCACUGAUAAGCUCUUUGAACUCUCUAAAUCUCUCGGAAAAUAAACUCACAGGUUCGAUUCCAGAAAAUUUGGUGAAAUUGAAGCUAAGUUCUAUAGAUUUGUCAGGCAAUCAGUUAUCUGGAAGAGUACCGUCUGAUCUUCUGACCAUGGGAGGAGACAAAGCCUUCAAUGGAAACAAGGGACUCUGCGUAGACCAAUAUUCCAGAAGCCGUACGAAUUCUGGGAUGAAUAUUUGCACUAAGAAGCCUAGUCAGAAAAAGGUGCUUGAAAAUAAACUGGUUUUAUUCUCUAUUAUAGCAUCUGCAUUGGUUGCUAUUUUAGCUGGAUUGCUGCUGGUCAGUUACAAGAACUUCAAGCUUGGUGAGGCUGACAGAGAAAAUGAUUUGGAAGGGGGGAAGGAAAUAGAUCCCAAAUGGAAACUUGCAUCUUUUCACCAAUUGGAAAUAGAUGCAGAUGAAAUAUGUGAUCUGGAAGAAGAAAAUUUGAUUGGGAGUGGCAGUACAGGGAGAGUGUAUCGCAUAGAUUUGAAGAAAGGUGGUGGUACAGUAGCUGUAAAGCAACUGUGGAAAGCAGAUGGCAUGAAGCUUUUGACUGCAGAGAUGGACAUUUUGGGAAAGAUCAGGCACAGAAAUAUAUUGAAGCUUUAUGCUUGUUUAGUGAAGGGAGGAUCUAGUCUUCUGGUGUUUGAGUACAUGCCAAAUGGUAAUUUGUUUGAAGCUCUUCACAGACAGAUUAAAGGUGCGCAGCCAGAAUUGGAUUGGUACCAGAGGUAUAAGAUUGCUUUGGGAGCAGCUAGGGGGAUUUCUUAUCUGCACCAUGAUUGUUCACCACCUAUAAUUCAUAGAGAUAUAAAAUCAACCAAUAUUCUGCUCGAUAAUGAUCAUGAGCCGAAAGUUGCUGAUUUUGGGGUUGCAAAGAUUGCAGAGAACUCUCAGAAGGGUUCUGAUUACAGCUCCUUGGCUGGCACGCAUGGGUAUAUUGCUCCUGAGCUGGCAUAUACUCCUAAAGUCACCGAAAAAUGCGAUGUAUAUAGCUUCGGUGUUGUGCUGCUGGAGCUAGUAACUGGUAGGAGACCGAUCGAAGAGGACUACGGGGAAGGAAAAGAUAUUGUUUACUGGGUUUCGACUAACCUCAGUGACCGUGAAAAUGUUGUUAAAAUUCUAGAUGAUAAAGUGGCAAAUGAAUCUGUCCAGGAUGACAUGAUCAAGGUCUUGAAGGUUGCUGUUCUUUGUACUACCAAGCUACCAUCCUUGCGCCCUACGAUGCGGGACGUUAUCAAGAUGCUUACUGAUGCUGAUCCCAGCACUUUCAGGUCUCCAAAGAGCAACUCUGACAAAAAUGGGAAGGAUUUCACCAGUCAUGAGUCACUUAUUUAG